Messenger RNA from Thrips palmi, 1158 nucleotides. RefSeq lists its product as uncharacterized. NCBI's taxonomy places the organism in Eukaryota, Metazoa, Arthropoda, Insecta, Thysanoptera, Thripidae. The transcript has a single exon. The record is from RefSeq and is a predicted model, not a curated record. The coding region runs from base 1 to 1158 and encodes 385 amino acids.
AUGGCCGACGUGGCCGCGGUGGUCCAUGCAUUCAAGGUGCUCACUUGCCCGGACAGGACCGUCCGCAUGCUCGCCGAGGCGUCCCUGAAGCAGUGUGUGCAAUACCGCGUCGGCAGGAUGCCCGAACACAUCGACCUGGCCGCCUUCCUGUCCGGCGCCAAGAUGCGGGAGAACCAUGAACACGCCAGCAUCUGGACCGCGGCCCGGAACGCGACGCGCCGCCUCAGCAACAAGAUCCACGGCCUCUGCUGGGAGUGGAGUCCCACUCUGCAGCGCCUCACCGUGUGCGUGCCCUUCAGCGGCAGGCAGCCCGAGGUCGCCAAGGUGGACGUCGAAUCACGCCGCCUGCUUCACUCCAAGCUGCGCCAGUGCGUCCAACACCACCAUCACCGCCGCCUGCUGGCCAAGCCCGACCAGGGCAAGGUCUACGACUGCGCCAGCCUGGACGCCUCCUCCAACCACUUCGUCGCGUACGGCCGCCACACCAGGUUCGCCGACUGGAGGUUCAUCUUCCGGGCGCGGCUGGGCGUCCUCCCACUCCGGGGCUGCAUCCGCGGCGUCAAGGACCUGGACCGCAAGUGCCGCUACUGCCACCAGUGGGACGAGACGACGGCGCACGUGCUGUGCCACUGCCAGCGCCUCUCGCAGGGCUGGCGCAACCGCCACUCCACUGUCGUGCAGCACCUCGUCGACGCCAUGCCCGAGCACCGCCGCCAGCACCUGCGGCUGGAGCGCACCGUCGUGGGGUCCGGCUCCAACCUCAAGCCCGACAUCGUGGUCCGCGACACUGUCCACAACGUCGCCACCAUCAUCGACGUCGCGUGCCCCUUUGAGAACAGAAGAACCGCUCUUGCCACCACCCGAGAGCACAAGAUCAACAAGUACAAGGCGCUGGAGACCUACCUCGAGGGGCAGGGCUUCACCGUCAUCCUGGACGCCGUCGUGGUUGGAGCGCUGGGCUCCUGGGAUCCCCGCAACCAGAGGGCGCUGGCGGCGCUCGGGGUCAAGGAGACCAACACCCUGAAGCAGAAGAUAGUCUCCGACGUCAUCAAGUGGUCCAGGGACAUCUAUGUGGAACACGUGUCCGGAGUGCGGCAGUACACCGAGAACGUCCAGCCCCACAUCCCCAGGACACCGCAGCAGCCCACCAAUACCUAG